AUGGAAGACUCAAGGCAGGAAGAACAAGAAGAAGAAGUUAAUGCAACAAUAGAAGGAUUAUUCAUUUGUGAGAUUUGCGUCGAACCCUCUUCAGAAAACAAAAAAUUCAAGAAAAAUAAUAGCCAUUGUUGUGUUCGCCAUUUCUUGAACAUCAAAUAUGUUGAACUGCAAACUGCGUCGUCAAAUAUGUUGCAACCAAGAGAAAUUGUCCCACAAAGUGUUUUUGCAAAGUGGUGUGAUGUUCUCUGUGAUAAUUAUGUUUUAGGGCUUGAGAGGAGUUACUGCCCUAAUAGGAAUUGCAGGGAGUUGGUGGUGAAUGAGUGCGGCGGGCAGGCGAAGAAAAAAUCAACACUCAUCCUUGCUACAAAUGUGGAAAAGAGCUUGUAG
Mangifera indica (mango) is the source of this 387-nucleotide messenger RNA. RefSeq lists its product as uncharacterized. Bases 1 to 387 code for a protein of 128 amino acids. The transcript is spliced from 3 exons. Lineage: Eukaryota; Viridiplantae; Streptophyta; Magnoliopsida; Sapindales; Anacardiaceae. The record is from RefSeq and is a predicted model, not a curated record.